AUGGAUCAAAAAAACCGGUACAAAAAAAGAGCGGCCGAGACCUCUCAAAAUAGGUCGAAAGCAAACUAUUUGUCGUUCGGAAAAAAGUUAAUUAAGCUCAAGAAUGAAGCUAUUUGUCGACCGCUGCAUCGCACGGGGUUAACUCGUUUACUUCAUGGACUCAUGCAGCUUGCAGGACUAACACCAAAAAUCCUAGAAAUAGAGCCUGGUACCAUCAUGAACAUAUGGAUUCCACAAGAAACUAUCGUCGAACUUGAUGAAAUACCCCAAUACAUACCACCCAAGAAACCUGCUGUACUCCUUGUGCAUUGUUUCGCGAUGGAUGGUAUCUUCCUGUGGUUUCCACAAGUUUUAGCCCUAACGAGAACGUACUCCGUCUACGUCCCGGACCUCCUGUUCUUCGGUGGCUCAACCACCAACAGAAAUGAGAGGUCUGCUAGCUUUCAGGCCGAGUUUUUGGCCAAAGGGAUGAAGAUCCUUAGCGUGGAGAAAGUGACAUUAGUGGGGUUAAGCUAUGGAGGUUUUGUUGGUUUUGAAAUGGCUAAGUUGUACCCAAAUCUGGUGCAUUCUAUGGUGGUGUCUUCUACCGCUAUAGAGUUAACGGAGUCACUUAGCCAUGAGUCAUGCAAGCGAUGUGGUGUAUCCUCUUGGGCAGACCUUCUGUUGCCGGAAACAAUGGAGGGUUUGAUAAGGAUGCUUACUGCUGGUGCUCAUAAAAUGCCAUGGCUUCCAGAUUUCAUUUAUCGUGGCAUUUUUGAGACAAUGUUCAACAACAGAAAAGAGAGAGGCGAACUCCUGGCAGCAUUGGUCGUCCCCGACAAUGAUGCGAACACGGUUGCUAAAUACUCUCAGAGGAUACAUAUGUUGUGCGGUGAGGAGGACAAGAUCUUCAGUGAUGAGCUUGCGAAAGCCAUGAAAGCGCGAUUGGGCGCUGAAACGACUAUAGAGUACAUAAAGUCUGCUGGUCAUCUUUUACCUGAGUUGGUCUGCAAGACUACAACAUCUCUAUCUCGUAAAGAUAGUUCGAGUGGAGCAGUGCUUUGGGAGCAGUUGGAUGCACGUUUGGAGCUUAAAAUGGAGCUUGGAACUUAUGAAGGAUUAUGA
This is a messenger RNA of Lactuca virosa, 1104 nucleotides long. The record is from the annotation of a GenBank genome assembly. NCBI's taxonomy places the organism in Eukaryota, Viridiplantae, Streptophyta, Magnoliopsida, Asterales, Asteraceae.